AUGAUUGACACUGGCUCAGGCUCUAAGCUACGUGGCGGACAGCGACUGCAGGGUGUCCGUGUGGCCAGUGUUAAUGCUUUCCUUCCCAAUGAACCCCCCAAAUAUCAAUCACGGGGAGUUAGACCACGAUACCGCGGGGGUGUUCCUUUCUGGGUGCGUGAAAAUAUAGCAAGCUUCCUUAAAUGGUGUCGCUCAGUAGGAUUUCCCGACAGCAUCCUCUUCGAGACGGAGGACUUGGUGUCGAAAAGGCAUCUGCGCAGCGUGAUUAUCUGCCUGUUGGAGGUGGCUCGCCUUGGCAGCAAAUUCGGGAUGGAGGUGCCGAAGAUAAUCCACCUUGAGAAGCAGAUCGAUGCCGAAUUGGCUGCCGAGCGUCGUGGUCUGCCCAAACCGCAACAGAAGGUCAAACCCUCUACGCCUAACUACAACAGUCCGAGUGUGGACAUGCACUCCGUGGACGAAGCCGUACAAGAAAUGCUGGCUGAAUGCACUUGUAACCCGCCCUUCUCGAUGGUUUGUGUCAGUGAGGGUCGUUAUGUUUUUGGAGGCAGUGACACCCCCGUGUUUGUCCGACUCCUUCGGGGUCAGGUUAUGGUGCGCGUUGAUGACGACUGGGACACACUAAAACACUUCCUACAACAGCACGAUGAGUGCAGAAAAGUUACGCUUCAGGAUAGCCUAGCGGAGGAAAGCCCUGCUGAUUGGACGGAGGGUCCCUUCCAAUCGGAAACGCCCAAAGAAUUUACGUUCCAGGAGUUAGAUCAGGAAUCGGACAACCGUAAACUUACUGCUACGGAUCAGAGUCUUAUUAAUCCGACGAUGAUUACCUCUCAACGGGAAAUGCCCAAAAAAUUUACGUUCCAGGGAUUGGAUUCGGACUUAAUUGACCUCAAGCCAACUCCUACGGAUCAGAGUCCUAUUAAUCCAACGAUGGUUUCCGUACAACGAGAAACGCCCAAAGAAGUUAUGCCCCAGGACUUGGAUUCAGAUCUUAUUGACCUCAGACCAACUCUUACGGAUCAGAGUCCUAUUAAUCCAACGACGGUUUCCGUGCAACGAGAAACGCCCAACGAAUUUAUGCCCCAGGACUUGGAUUUGGAUCUUAUUGACCUCAGACCAACUCCUACAGGUCAGAGUCCUGUUAAUCCGACGACGGUUUCCUUGCAACGAGACACGCCCAAAGAAUUUAUGCCCGACAUAUCGGAUUCGGACCUAGAUGACAUCAAACCGACUCCUACAGACCAGAGUCUUUUUAAUCCGACGACGGUUUCCUUGCAACGCGAAACGCCCAAGGAAUUUAUGCCCGACGUAUCGGGUUCGAACCUUGAUGACCGCGAACCGACCCGCACGGGUCAGAUCACUGGUGAUCCGACGACCGCCCCCUUGCAACUGGAACCACCCAAAGAAUUUACGCCGCAGGUGCUGGAUCCGGAACCAGACGAUCUCAAACCGACUCCUACUGCCUACCUGGCAGAACUGGGUGAGAACCGUGCAAUCAUUCAGGAUGACAAUUCGUUUGAGGUAAGAACCAGUUAG
Molecule: messenger RNA, 1533 nt
Organism: Dibothriocephalus latus
Lineage: Eukaryota; Metazoa; Platyhelminthes; Cestoda; Diphyllobothriidea; Diphyllobothriidae
Source: the annotation of a GenBank genome assembly